CAUCUCCAAUUUCAUUAUCAAACCAGCCCACCAUUUCCUCCACCUUUCCAAAAAUCACCCCCUCGCUCUCUCUCUCUCACUCACAGAUCUACACUUCGUCUGGAUGGAGGGUUUUCGUGAGAAAAGAAAGAAAAGAGUUAUGGUUCCAUGUGAAAUUCCUCAUUUGAAUUGAAUAUUUUGAUGAGAAAUUAAGAGAAUAGUAAAAAAGAAUUGUUUUAAUAAUACAUUGGCAUCUUCAAAAAAAAUAAAAAUAAAAAUUGUCUUUUCAUUUUUUUAUUUCAUCAUUUCUCACAAUCCAAACGAGCUGCUAGUAUCAAGUUGAUCCAUAGUGGAGUAUUUCUUCAAUUUUAUAUCUUGAGUAAUUUAAUUGGAACUUCCUUUAUCAACCCAAUUUUCAACGGCAUCUCCAAUUUGAUCACAAACCAGCUCACCAUUUCCUCUGCCUCCCACAACUCUCUCUCUCUCUCUCUCUCUCUCUCUCUCUCUCUCUUCACACACACACAGCUAGAAUUCAACCAUGCUGCUUAUUCUGAUAGCCUCUCUACUCCUCACAUCCCUCCUAAUCAAGCUCACACACUCACUCAUAUGGGUCCCACUCCAAAUCCAACACCACUUCCGCAGCCAGGGCAUAACCGGGCCAGGCUACCGCCCGUUCCUCGGCAACUCGGCGGAGAUCCGGCGGCGCAUGAUCGCCGAAGCCGAAUCGGGGCCGAUAUCCGCCUUCACCCACGACGUCGUGAGCCGUUCGAUUCCCCACUACUACAACUGGUCGACGGCUUACGGGAAGACUUUCCUGUACUGGUUCGGGCCGAGGCCCCGUUUGGCCGUGUCCGACCCGGAUAUGAUCAAGGAGGUUUUGUUGAAUACGGGUGGGUCGUUUGAGAAGAUCCCGUUUAACCCUUUGUCUGGGCUUCUGUGGGGACGAGGGCUUGUUGGGCUUGUCGAUGAGAAGUGGGCCGUUCAUAGGAGGAUUGCUGGCCUGGCUUUUAACAUGGAAAGAGUUAAGGGUUGGGUGCCGGAAAUGGUUGCCAGUAGUAUGAAAAUGCUGCAGAAGUGGGAGGAAGAAAGAGGAGGGAGGGACGAGUUCGAGUUGGAAGUGAACAAAGAAGUCAACAACCUUUCGGCAGAUAUUAUAUCUCGGACAGCUUUUGGAAGCAGUUUCGAAGAAGGGAAACGGAUUUUCGAAUUAAUAGACCGCCAAACAAGUCUCGUGUUGCAGGCCUUAAGGAGUGUUUACAUUCCUGGAUUCAGGUUUUUGCCCACAAAGAAGAAUAGAAUGAGGUCGCAGUUGGACAAGGAAACUCGAGAAUCAAUAAGGACACUAAUUGUAAUCAACAACAAAACAAAAGAAAAUUCAAAAAAUCUCCUUUCUUUGUUACUGUCCUCCCAUAGGAAUCAAGAUGGUGUAGAAGAGAGAUUGGGAGUCGAGGAAGUAAUCGAUGAAUGCAAAACCUUCUACUUUGCAGGAAGGGAUACCACUGCUAAUCUUUUGACUUGGGCACUUCUACUUCUUGCAUUGCAUCAAGAAUGGCAAACCAAGGCAAGGGAAGAAGUGUUCUCCAUUUGCAGGGAAUGUGAGGUCCCAACUGCAGAGAAUUUAAAUGAGUUCAAGAUUGUGAGCAUGAUACUAAACGAAACACUCCGGCUCUACCCACCGGCCGUGGCGCUCAUGAGGCAAACCUCAAAAAGAGUAAAGCUAGGAACCCUCGACGUUCCGGCCAAUACCCAACUCUACUUGGCCAUGAUGGCGGUGCACCACGACACUGAGCUAUGGGGAGCAGAUGCUAAUGAGUUCAACCCGAUGAGAUUCACCGAGGCUCGGAAGCAUUUCGCCGCGUUUUUCCCAUUUGGUUUGGGUGCUAGAAUUUGCGUAGGUCAGAAUCUUGCUGUGGUAGAAGCGAAGAUUGUAUUAGCUAUGAUUAUUAGACAGUAUUAUCUCUCUGUAUCGCCGUCGUAUGUUCAUGCCCCUACUCAGUAUGUGACACUGCAACCUCAGCAUGGUGCACAUAUACUCCUCAGGAGGGUUUAAUUGUAAUGGUGGUCCCCAAAGUUGUAGUGAAGUGACACUUUGAUCCCAAAUGAAAUCAUAUAUUCGGAACGUGUAUUUAAA
Messenger RNA from Rhododendron vialii, 2110 nucleotides. RefSeq names its product cytochrome P450 734A1-like. The coding region runs from base 518 to 2029 and encodes 503 amino acids. The transcript has 4 exons. Gene Ontology annotation, molecular function: oxidoreductase activity, acting on paired donors, with incorporation or reduction of molecular oxygen; iron ion binding; monooxygenase activity. NCBI's taxonomy places the organism in Eukaryota, Viridiplantae, Streptophyta, Magnoliopsida, Ericales, Ericaceae. The record is from RefSeq and is a predicted model, not a curated record.